Cyprinodon tularosa is the source of this 10208-nucleotide messenger RNA. RefSeq names its product rho guanine nucleotide exchange factor 17-like. The transcript has 24 exons. Gene Ontology annotation, biological process: actin cytoskeleton organization. Gene Ontology annotation, molecular function: protein binding; guanyl-nucleotide exchange factor activity. The record is from RefSeq and is a predicted model, not a curated record. NCBI's taxonomy places the organism in Eukaryota, Metazoa, Chordata, Actinopteri, Cyprinodontiformes, Cyprinodontidae. Bases 1 to 7929 code for a protein of 2642 amino acids.
AUGGCAGAAAGAAAAGAGAAGAAAGCGAGCGUGUAUCGCAGCGUCUCUUUCAAAAAGUUGGCCCCAAGUAGUGAGGAACAGCGACACAAACCAGAGGGUUCGGAGGUUGUCGGUGUCGCCCUCCCCCCGGAGCCCAGCCGAGCAGAACAAUCCUGGGCGACGCGUAAUGUCAGUGUGUCAAGAAAAGUUUCCAAAAUCUCAGCCACCGCAACCGCAGAGCCAAAGAGAGGCUCCUCGACUCUUCCCUCCUCCAUUUCUCCAUCCAUCCGCCAGCUCACGGAGAGGUUCGGCAGCAGGAGGAGCGGCGGAUCCACCAUUACGCACCGAGCCUCACCGGGAGAUGGUGCGGCGCUGACGCGGGAGAGCGGCGCUCUGCUCCGGGCCCGAGGCGACAACAGAGACGGAUCUCCGUGUCGUAAAUCUCCCCACGAAGACAGCGGUGAGGGGUGUUUCCUGGAGAGCGAAUCUCUGUCGGACAGUAAAGCGCUGAAGUUUCACUCUGGCACCGAUUCUGUGUCUGGCUCCGACUCGGAGAGAAAAUGCGAUAAGUUGAUUUUUACGCGUUUAUCAGCAGCGAGCUGCCAGUCUGGUAAGAAAGAAUAUUCUAAGAUACAUUCCGCUGAACUUAGAAAGAGUUUAACGACAGAUGAAGAUGAGGAUGUUGGAAGUAAAGAGACUAUCCCACCUUGUAAAUCUAACAGAAAUUAUCACCACAUCCCCACACAUUCGGAAAGAUGGCCCAGUGUUACCAAAAUCAGACAACGUUUCGACGAGAAAGCUCUGCAGCCAUCCAAGACUAACACCUGUGAAGUUUUAAAAACAGCUGGCAGAACUUAUUUACUUGACCCAAGCUUGAGUGAAAGUGACCAACAGCCAGUUUGCAUUUCUGCUUUCGACAAAUGCAUACCUGGAUCACAAAGUGGGGACACUGCUAAAGAAACUUCUUGUGACUGUGCAGAUUUUUAUUCCAAAACUGAACAUAAUCAGCAUUCUAAUGAAGAGGAAGGAGAAAUAGAAAAAGCUGAGGUAUCUUCUAGAAGUCGUUUUUACACCUGGUCUAAUCAUCCAAGGAUUAAUUUAUCAACAUGCAGAUUUCAUAGUGCCAAUGCUCAGUCAGAUGCUACCUGCAAGUUCCCCAGAUUGACACCUGACUCUAAACCUGACCUUCAACCUUGUGCUGCUCCUUAUUCAAGACCAUCAGAAGGUUUAGACACCUCCUCCUGCUCCUCCUCUCUACAGCAGCCGACAGAGAGGGAGAGAAGGGAUAGACAGGGGGUCGGGCUGCCCAGGGAUAGUUUACAUUCCUCACAUAGCUCCUCUAGAGCACCAGCCCCCACCACCUCCUCCAUCUCCUCUACUCCAGCUCUAGAUAAAUCUAUUACCUCCUGUUCUUCUGCUGUAGCUCCCCCCUCUGAGCCAGGAGCCUCUACAAAGGUUAGUUCUCCACUCAGCUUUUAUUGGAGGUUAAGCUCUGGAGACGAAGAAGAGGUGCUCAUCAGAAGAAGAAGAGGAGUGGCUUGGGGUUAUCCCUCCUGUCCUGCUUCCUCUGUCACUUGCUGGGGAGGGGAGAAGAGCAACACUGAGCAAGGGGGCAGCUAUUUAUCCCGCAAUAAAAAUGCCUGCUUGGGUGCAAAGAUCUUUGGUAGGUCAUCAGGCAGCGAGGAGGACAUCCCUUCUUCAUUAGGCCCCCACUGUCGUGAGCAAGUGCGCCGUCGCUCUCUGAGAAAGAAGAAGAAGGUCACUGGGGCUGCUCAAGCAACAGGUCGCGAUGAUUACAAUGAUCAGUAUGGUGAAUCAGAAGACAGUGAUAGUGACCCAGCCCUGACCAUGGAUCACACACAGAGAGAGCACCACAACACUGGAGAAGUUAUCCUGACAUUACGUCGGAGCCAAUCAACCAGAGAAGCUGGCACUCGUAGCAACAGAGCCAGGGUGCAGCACUGGGAGCGCAUCUCCUCACCUGCAAUGUCCAGCACACUUCCUGUUGUAUCCCGAGUGUCAAAGGUGAAGAUACCCCCUUUUGUUUCCAGUCCUGGUGAUUCAUGCCUUGGUAGCAGAUAUUCCAGCACUGAGACACUUAAAGAUGAGGACCAGAGAACUGAUGGCAGCUGUGGAGCCAAUAUGCUCUUUAACAGGGGGGGAACAGAAGGGAAUACGAGCAGAUCUGUUCCCUCCUCUGUAUUCAAUAAAACUUAUCAUGGGAAUUUUACUAUGUACCGGUCCCCUAGCUUUGGACAUGGAGAUAACUUCUCCCGUGCCCCUGCCCGGGUGCGUCCAAAGAUUUUGCCCACAGUAACUUGCAUACAAGGUUUAACACCCAAAGAAUGUGGGGGAGUAAGGGGUCCUGAAACGGCUGUUUUUACAAAAACAACAGGGAGGGAAUCUGCAAAGAAGGAUGGCAAGAUUUCUAUGUCCAACCCAGAUAUCACAUCAGAAACUAUGACUCUCUUAAACUCACUAAAGAACGACGUUCCAAAACUGAAAAUGCGAAGACCAAGUGGAGGGGACCGAAGUGGGGCUGGGGAUAAGUCGUCAGAGUACUGUAGGGACUCGGACGCUCGAGGUGGGACAAAUUUACCUUUGGGUCACCGCCCCUCACUAAAAGACCUAACAGCCACUCUGAGGCGCACAAAAUCCUUCACUUAUUCAGACAAACCUUCAACAGGUGCAAGGACUUACUUUACAAAUAGACCAACAAAGAGGAGUUCUUCUGAGCAGCAACUUGACUUGGAUGAUGAGAGAACUGAGGGAAAGGUGGUGGUGUCAGACAGAGAAGUAGAAAGUAAUGGUGGGGAUUUUAGGUAUGGGCAAAAUCCGAGGAUUUAUCGAUUGGAGGACGAGGAUGGGGAAGUGAUGCCAACUCCACUAGAGGAGAGGUGUGUACAGGAAGCUAGGCAGGUCAUUCAAGAUAUCUGCCAGAUGUGCACUAGGGAUGAGGAUGAUGUAGCUUUAAUGUCAUCUGAUACUAUUUUGGGGGAUGAAGAUUUACAGGUCAAGCAAACAGAUGACGGCAAGGAAGGAGCAGGACGCGUUAAAGAUGAGAGGAGAGCAGCUCAAGAGUCUGAGAACACAAAAGACAAAGAUAAACAUGAGCAGGAGAGAGAGAGCAGGGAGAGGAGUGAAUCAAGUAUGCAGCUGGAGAAGCUAAACAGUAGGGGUACAGACGCAUGGGAGAAGUCGAAUAGACAAAGCAGAGAGCUGGAGAGAGCAUUACUGAAGGGCGACUCAGAGGAAAGCAUGCUCUAUGACCGCUCCAUGGAUGAACUUUCAGGCCAUGAGUCCAGCUUAACGGAUGAGGGGAUUGUGACAGAGCCAGAGACGGGUCCCGGUGACCUCUCAGAGAGGCCCUUCCUGAGAGCAGCUGGAGAUAAUUUAGGUUCAAGAAUAGCAAAAACUUUUCUGGGGCAGCCCGUGAUUGGAUGGAAGCAGUCAACUGAAGUAGAAGACUUCAAGCAAGACGAAAAGUCAAUGCCAGGGAGCAGCUUGAACUGUACAAACCGUCUGAAUGAAACGCUUUUUCCUCACUCUGUGACUCAUUCUGUCUGUACGGCUCAGAUUGACAAUCAUAGUAUGGAUAUGAAAGGUACUACUUGUAUAAACAAACCCAACUUUGAGGGAAUCCACGCUAACAGUACUCUGUCAAUGGGAGCCAUGCCAGCUGCAGCAUCCGAGGGAGGAAGUAGAGGAUUUGAAGCUCCUGCAACCCCAAGUGCACUCCGUCGAAGGCGCAAGUUCUCCCCCUCUGCUAACAACAACACAGGGUCCGAUUCUAGUAACGGCUCUCAUGCAGAGCCAACAAUAGCAGCUGUAGGAAAUAGCGAGUCCACUGUCUACCGUUCUCUUAGUGACCCCAUGCCUCAGCGGUGCUGUUCUGUAGCGGCAGAAGGAAGCAACAACUUUUCAUCAGUUGACAGCAACCUUUUGAGUUCCCUGUCUGUCAAAGGUGGAGGAGUUCCUCCUGAGGCCUCUGUUGCAUCUGCACUAUCCGAAUAUGAAGGCAGUGUGGCCAGUGACUUGUCUGUUUACAGCGAAAGUGGUUUACGAGAUGAUGGCAUUCAGGAUUACAGUAGGGUAAUCAGAAAUAUUGUAGCUGAGCCCGGUGCAAUGGACAGGUUGAUCAUAGAUGAUCAUGGCAAUGGCAAGGCCCCCAAGAAGAAGUCCUUUAGUGACCCCAGUCGUCGUAGUGAGGCUCCUACAGUCUCCCAAAUUGAUCCUCAAACUGGCAGCACGCACCAAGUCAGUGAGUUGGAUCAAUCUGGACAGAUUCCACCUUCUAGCAGUGAACCAAUCCUCAGUGAGCAAAGAGAGGAACUGUGGCAGUCAGAGGCUAAGACCACACAAAUGCUACAGGCUGAGAUGGCUGCCUCCCAGCCAGAAAGUAUGGCUCUAUCUGAUAACCCUGAGGAUGAAGAUGAUUUGAUAGACAACGAUUCAAAGGAAGAGAAGUUUAACUUGGAUCUCAAGCUCGCUGAGGUUCUGUCUCCCAGAGUAAUACGUCGGCCACCUAAAAAGAGACCUAAUAGAUUACAGUCUCUGCCUGAUAAUGCCCAAUUUCAGCCCAUUGAAGUAGGAUUAGAGGACACAGAGGACAUUAACCACAGUCGGCUCAUCUCAUCUCCUCCAGCAUCGCCACUGAAAUCCAAAAUGAAACCUAAGCACAUUCGCCACAUCAGUGAGCCUGCCACCUUUGUCCCCAUCUCUCCACCUGCACAUCUUCAGCCACUGAAAGAAGUUGAAUUCCAAGCAGUACCUCCAGGAGAAGAAGCCCCAUCUCAAGAGGGUUUAGCACAGAAGUAUAGUCUUGAGGACACUGAGGGCAGGCCUGUUGCUACAGCAAGCAAUGGAGCUCAGAGUUUAGUUUCUAAUGCAGAGGGCUCAGACAGGACAAACAGUUUUGGACCUAAUGACACUGGAUCUCAGAAGGCCAGCACGGAGGAUACAUUAUCAGCAGCUGCUCCACAGAAGACCAAACCCAAAGUGGACAUGAGGAGACAUGUAAUGAUGACCCUCCUGGACACCGAGCAGUCAUACGUGGAAUCUCUACGCACUCUUAUUCAGGGCUACAUGCGUCCUCUAAAACAACCGGACGGUAACUCCAUCGUGGAUCCUUUGCUGGUGGACGAGAUGUUUUAUCAGAUCCCAGAGAUCCUGGAACACCACGAACAGUUCUUGGAGCAGGUUGCAGGCUGCGUCAGCCAGUGGCACGACAGGCAGACUGUUGGACACCUCCUCAUUCAUUCAUUCUCCAAAGAUGCUCUGGCUGACAUGUAUUCGGCAUACAUUGACAACUUUCUUAACGCUAAAGACGCCGUGAGGAUCGCCAAGGAGGCGAAGCCAGCGUUUCACAAGUUUCUGGAGCAAAACAUGCGUGAGAACAAGGAGAAGCAAGCUCUGGGGGACCUAAUGAUUAAGCCGGUGCAGAGGAUUCCUCGAUACGAGCUGCUGGUUAAGGACUUGUUGAAACACACGCCGGAGGAUCAUCCGGAUCAUCCCUUGUUGCUGGACGCUCAGAGGGACAUCAAGCGACUGGCGGAAAAAAUCAACAAGGGACGUCGGUCCGCCGAGGAAGCAGAGAGGGAGGCCAGGGUUAUCCAGGAGAUCGAGGCGCACAUAGAGGGAGUGGAACAUAUUUUCAAUCCACAGAGGAAGUUCUUGAGACAGGAAAUAGUCAUGGAGGCGAAAACCGUAGGGGGGAAGAAAGACAGAUCCCUGUUCCUCUUCAGCGAUCUGAUCAUCUGCACCACUCUCAAGAGGAAGUCCGGCUCAUUAAGGCGCAGCUCCAUGAGCCUAUAUUCGGCUGCAAGUGUGAUUGAUACGUCCAGUAAAUACAAAUUCUUGUGGAAACUUCCUCUCGAGGACGUGGAGGUGGUGAAAAGUUCUUCUCAGGCGACCAACAGAGAGAGCAUCCAGAAGAUGAUCAGCCGAUUAGAUGAGGAUCUCAGCACUCUGGGUCAGAUCAGCAAACUAUCAGAGACCCUCAGCUUCCCUCAUCAGUCCCUAGAUGAGGCCAUUAAAGAUCUGAUGGCAUCUGUGCACAAAGAGCUCUCAGAGAAACAGUCUUUGGCCUUCAGCAUGACUUUCCUGCCAACAAAACUGGAGUUCACCACAGUCUCCGCUGAGAGCACCUUCGUUUUUGAGUUCAGCUCUCCUGACGCUCGCUCAAGCUUCGAACAGGCCUUUGAAGAUGCCAAGAAGAAGCUGGCUAUGAACAAGGACCAGUGGGAUCCAGAAUUCCUAAAGGCUAUCCCUAUUAUGAAGACCCGCAGUGGGAUGCAGUUUUCUUGUGCUUCGCCGAGCCACAGCUGUCCUGACAGUGGCUGUGAAGUUUGGGUGUGUAACAGCGACGGAUACGUGGGUCAGGUUUGCUUGUUGAAUAUAAAAGAUGAGCCCACAGUGGAGGCCUGCAUCGCUGUCUGCUCAGCCAGGAUCAUCUGUAUCGCUGCGGUUCCAGGACUGAAGGGAAGGGAUCGUGUGUCGGAACCUGCUCCAACCUCCGGACCUCCCAGUCACCCCCAACAGCAGCUCAACAUCUCGAUCUCACCUUCUACUCUGGAGCUGACAGAGCAGCCUACAGGACCAGGGGCCGAGCUUGUUCCCUUUGACAGCGAUGACUCAGACGAUGAGGAUUCACCUAGUCCUUCUUCAACUUUGCAGAGUCAGGCCAGUCACUCCACCAUAUCCUCCAGCUAUGGCAAUGAUGAGGGUCUGAGCUCCAAAGACAUGGCCACAGAGACCACCAGCAGCGAGGAGGAGCAGGAGUUUCCUGUCCCAAGCUCCUUUGGUGCUCCAGGGAUGCUGGGAGUAGGAGGAGGGAGUCGUGCCCACACAGAGAGCCCUAUGGACGGCCGGGCUAUGCGGCGAUCCUCACGGGGGUCCUUCACCAGAGCGAGUCUGGAGGAUCUGCUGAGUAUCGACCCGGAGGCCUAUCAGAGCUCCGUGUGGCUUGGCACAGAAGAUGGAUGCAUCCAUGUAUACCAAUCCUCAGACAAUAUCCGAAACCGUAAAAACAGCAUGAAGAUGCAGCAUUCUGCCUCCAUCCUCUGUAUACUGUAUUUAGACAACAAAGUGUUUGUAUCAUUAGCAAACGGUGAGGUGAUCGUCUAUCAAAGAGAGGCAGGUAGUUUCUGGGAUCCUCAGUCUUCCCAGACCUUAGUUCUUGGUACACCCAGUAGUCCAGUUACCAAAAUGGUUCCAGUUGGAGGGAAACUCUGGUGUGGCUCCCAGAACAGAGUUCUUAUUAUCAACACUACUACACUGGUACAGGAGCACUGGUUCCAGGUCGGCACUGACAGCAAUCGCUGCGUUACAUGCAUGGUGGUUUAUGGUCAAGGUGUGUGGCUGGCGCUGCAGGGCAGUGCACAGGUCAGGCUGUACCAUGCUCAGACCUGGGAGAGCCUGACGGAGAUUGACGUGGCUCCAGCCGUGCACAAAAUGCUUGCAGGUGCAGAUGCAAUCAUCAGACAGCACAAAGCUGCCUGCCUCAGGAUCACUGCCUUAUUGGCCUGUAAGGAUCUGCUAUGGAUUGGCACCAGUGCAGGGGUGGUACUCACGCUGCCGAUCCCAAUGGUAAGCUUAGGAACUGUUGCUGGUACUCUGAGGUCACCUCUGGCUCCAAUGGGAUCGGCUCACGGACACACGGGGCACGUUCGCUUCCUGACUUCUAUCGAACUACCAGAAGGGUUCAACAUGAACUUCCCUUCAACAACUACAGACACUGCAGGCAAUAACUCUCAGAGGAGCAGCAUAGACGAUGGGAGCCUCCAGAGACGCGACUCCACACACCGCAGAGCCUCGACCCACAUCCCUGCGAAGACAAAUCAUCUGGUCAUUUCUGGCGGAGAUGGCUAUGAGGACUUCAGACUGACCAGCAGUAGUGAAACCGUUGGCAGAGACGACAGCACCAACCACCUGUUGCUUUGGAGAGUCUGAGACAAUCGAACUCAAGAGUCUGACACAUCUCCUCCCUGCACUUCUUGGUGUUUCGUUCUGUAGACGUUCCGCUUGGUCUACGUCUCUGUGCGUUACAUGGCUGUAAGCUCCAAACCUGGAUUUAUGAAUGAAUUUCACCACAUCAAACCCACAAUUUUUGUUGUGUCCUCGAUGGUGUGCAUGGCUUUGCCUGUUUGUUGUUUUUUUAUCCGAUUGGUUUCAAGUUUUUUUGAAGCACAGAAAAAGACUAGAAGUUCUAAUUUAAAGUUGUAUAGACUGACUUGUUUUCAAACUGAGGACCAAUAAAAAAACUCACGCAAGCAGACCUGGAGUCUUCAGGAUGUCAGUGCACACAAUAAAAGAGGAUUUCAGUAAUGUGAUGUGACUAAUAAGGCAUUGCAUGUUCUUUGAAUUCUGUUUAUUGGAGCUUGAAAUACUUGGAUUCACAUUUUUUUUUCUUUUUAAUUUAAGUCAAGAAGCCUUCAGAUGAAGAUCAGAGAUAAUAAUGUACAUGAAAUGUAACAUAACUCAAAACAGUAGUUUGAAAUUCCUUGCUAUGUAUAAAUAUAUAUUUUAUUUUAGUAUUAUUUUUUCAGCAGAAAUUCUAGCCUUAAGGUGAGACGUAAGGUCAGAUUUUUUCUGAUUCUAUUGAGGUGGUGAUGAUCUCUGUUGCACAGUGGCUGGUCAUAGUCGUGAAACUGCCAAUGUCAUCUUCGCUCCAGCAGAGGGCGCAUAAGUAAGAGGAACUUUAUUUUCUGUUGUUUUUUUUUUUGUUUUUUUAACAGUAUGACAUUGCACAUUUAUAAUGCACAGCCUUAUUAAACAACACAAAGAACAUAUAAUAUGAUAGUUGCAGAUAAUUAUGUUUGGUUUGCUCAUUCAUUUUCAGUUUUGCCGACAGUUUUAAUUGUGUCCACCUAGGAAGGGAGAAAAGUGCAUUCUUCCUUAACACAGUCAUACCAAAGCCUUGUCUGCUUUAACAAUAUUUUAUGGCCAUGAGAAAAUCAGUCAGCUGAAGUUCUGUCACGUCUGAACGGAGUCUCUUCAUAGAUGACGCAAAGCUGCAGUAUGCAGGAAGACAAUAGUGUACAGUAUUUAUGCUUUUAAUAUUAGCGCCUUCUUUUACAGCACUUAAUUUAUAGAAAAUGUAGCUUUCACUUUUUUCUGUAUGAAAUAAUGAACACAAAAGCCGAAACUUGGCUAUGAGAGUAUAUAAGGUCCAGUUUAGCUAAGGCCGUUCCUCCAUUGUUCAAAACAACACACAACAGAGAGUUCCUGUUGAUUUGACUAGAUUAAAAAUGAUUUUGUUACAGUCCUAAAACUUUGCCUUGAACAGUAUCAGUAAGCAGCCUUUUUGGAUUGCCCAAGCACAGUCACUCUGAGGCCUAUAUGUGUGCCAAAUGGGCUUCAUAGUUGCUCCAUUUCAUGUAUUUGACCCGGUAUUCACACCUGGUAUUCACAACCAUGAUAGUUUGCCAGUAGGAUGAAUGAUUAGUGCCUUCACGUGCCUUCAGAAGGCUAAAGGUUAAACCAUUUUACACACACACAUAAGUAAAAGUCAGCUGUCCUUUAUUUCUUGCCCUUACAGACACACUUAGGAGUUAGCCGCAGGCUUUGGAGGUUAAGCAGUGAUUGUCUUAGAUCUCUCAAAGCCUAGAAAACCUCAUUGCACUUUAUCAGCCAUCUGGGCUCCACACCUCAGCAUUCCCGCUUCCCAAUACACCUGAGUUCUUUCUCCCUGUGAAAUAACUGAGAGGAUCAGCAAGCUGCUGUUAUAGCCUCUACCUAACGUGUUAUCAUAGGUGUGCAUUCUUUUCCGUAAGUGCAUUUGUUGUUUAGCGAAAACAAAAAAAACGUAGAGGCCUUUUUUUUUUGGCUUUCUGACCUCUUUGUUGGUUCAUGUAUUGUGUUGAGCAAAGCUAUUCUGAUCACCCCAAUGAUUGUAGCUCCAGUAUUACUGAAAGCUUUUCUCCUUCCCUGUGCAGACAUUCCUUUUCUAGAACAAUCCAUAAAGCAUCUCUAUUUGUCAUUUAGUUUAAAAAAAAAAAAGCUGUUUUUUUUUUAUUUUUAUGAAUUGCAUGAAUCAGUCUUAAAUGUUUUGUGCUUUUUCUGUGUAAAUGCAGCCAGUUGGAAAAAAAAAAAAGCUGUACAUUUAUGCUGGCUGUAGGACGUACACAUACUUUUCUUUUAGUUGAAUCUCGCCAAAAAAAAAACCUCAUAGGUGUUUUUUUGUUCUCCUGUUCUCUGAUAAGAACUGUAGUUUUGGCAGAUUUUGCAUU